Molecule: messenger RNA, 3225 nt
Organism: Podarcis raffonei (Aeolian wall lizard)
Lineage: Eukaryota; Metazoa; Chordata; Lepidosauria; Squamata; Lacertidae
Gene: RPS6KA3
Product: ribosomal protein S6 kinase A3
Exons: 22
Coding region: 399-2633 (744 amino acids)
Biological process (GO): intracellular signal transduction; protein phosphorylation
Molecular function (GO): magnesium ion binding; ribosomal protein S6 kinase activity; ATP binding
Source: RefSeq, a predicted model, not a curated record
CUCAUUGGCUGGGCCAGUCCCGCCCUCGGGGAUGACACCACCAGGCCUCGGCUUGACAGGCAGGUACGGCUUGGGGGCCGCCAUGUUGGGAGCGGAAGCGGAGUGAGUAGCGGCGGCGGCGGCGGCGGCAGUAGUAGCAGCAGUAGCCCUGCUGGACGUCGGGAGGUUGGCUCUGCCCGGCAGCGGCUUCUUCCGAGCCCAGUUCUCUCCCUCGCCCGCGCGUGGGCAGCUCUGCCUCGUCCUCCGCCCCCAGUGCGGGGGUUGGGAGCGCGAGUGUCCCGGCAGUGCCCUCCCCUUGGCCAGCAGGAGGAGGAGGAAUCCUGACCCGGAGCCUGAGCCAGACUCUGUGGGGCAGCGGCGGCUCCAGGUGGGGGGAGCUCGGAAGUUAAAGCGGGAAGAUGCCGUUAGCGCAGCUGGCGGACCCCUGGCAGAAAAUGGCUGUGGAGAGCGCGGCGGAGAGCAGCAGCAGCAGCGCCGAGAAUGGCCAACAAAUCAUGGAUGAACCUAUGGGAGAAGAAGAGAUGAAUCCACAAUCAGAAGAAGGCAAUAUUAAAGAGAUUGCAAUAACAUAUCACGUCAAGGAAGGACAUGAAAAAGCAGACCCUUCACAAUUUGAACUCCUUAAAGUGCUAGGACAGGGGUCUUUUGGAAAGGUAUUCCUUGUAAAAAAAAUCUCAGGAUCAGAUGCAAGACAGCUGUAUGCAAUGAAGGUGCUAAAAAAAGCAACACUCAAGGUUCGCGAUCGUGUUCGGACAAAAAUGGAGCGUGACAUUUUAGUAGAGGUUAAUCAUCCCUUUAUUGUCAAGUUGCAUUACGCUUUUCAAACAGAAGGGAAACUAUACCUUAUUUUAGACUUUCUCAGAGGAGGAGACUUGUUUACACGCUUAUCCAAAGAGGUGAUGUUCACAGAAGAGGACGUCAAAUUCUACCUGGCUGAAUUAGCACUUGCUUUAGAUCAUCUGCAUAGUCUUGGAAUAAUAUACAGAGAUCUAAAACCAGAAAACAUAUUACUUGAUGAAGAAGGACAUAUUAAAUUGACAGAUUUUGGUUUAAGCAAGGAGUCUAUUGAUCACGAGAAAAAAGCGUAUUCCUUCUGUGGAACAGUAGAAUAUAUGGCCCCGGAAGUGGUUAAUCGGCGGGGGCAUACACAGAGUGCAGACUGGUGGUCUUUUGGAGUGUUAAUGUUUGAAAUGCUCACUGGUACUCUACCUUUCCAAGGGAAAGACAGAAAAGAAACCAUGACACUGAUUCUCAAAGCCAAACUUGGAAUGCCUCAGUUUUUAAGUCCAGAAGCUCAGAGUCUUCUCCGAAUGCUUUUCAAGAGAAACCCUGCAAACAGAUUAGGUGCUGGUCCUGAUGGAGUUGAGGAAAUUAAGAGACAUCCAUUUUUCUCCACAAUAGACUGGAAUAAAUUGUACAGAAGAGAAAUUAAUCCACCAUUUAAACCAGCAACUGGUAGACCUGAAGACACAUUUUAUUUUGAUCCCGAAUUUACAGCAAAAACUCCAAAAGAUUCACCUGGUAUUCCACCUAGUGCUAAUGCUCACCAACUUUUUCGGGGCUUCAGUUUUGUAGCUAUUGCAACCGAUGAUGAAAGUCAAGCAAUGCAGACAUCUGUUGGGCACUCGAUUGUUCAGCAGUUACACAGGAACAGCAUUCAGUUUACUGAUGGAUAUGAAGUCAAACAAGAUAUAGGAGUUGGCUCCUAUUCGGUGUGCAAGAGAUGUAUACAUAAAGCAACAAAUAUGGAAUAUGCAGUAAAGAUAAUAGACAAGAGUAAAAGAGAUCCCACAGAGGAAAUAGAAAUCCUACUACGAUAUGGACAGCAUCCAAAUAUUAUUACUCUCAAAGAUGUGUACGAUGAUGGGAAAUGUGUGUACCUGGUAACAGAACUUAUGAAAGGAGGAGAGCUGUUGGACAAAAUCCUUAGGCAAAAGUUUUUUUCAGAAAGAGAAGCCAGUGCUGUUCUACUGACAAUAACAAAAACUGUUGAAUAUCUUCAUGCACAAGGAGUUGUACACAGAGACUUGAAACCCAGCAACAUCCUUUAUGUUGAUGAAUCUGGCAAUCCGGAAUCUAUUCGAAUUUGUGACUUUGGCUUUGCAAAGCAGCUGAGAGCAGAAAAUGGCCUUCUAAUGACUCCUUGUUACACAGCAAAUUUUGUUGCUCCCGAGGUUUUAAAAAGGCAAGGCUAUGAUGCUGCAUGCGACAUAUGGAGCCUUGGUGUUCUGCUUUAUACAAUGCUGACUGGCUACACUCCAUUUGCAAAUGGUCCUGAUGAUACUCCAGAAGAAAUUUUGGCACGAAUAGGCAGUGGAAAGUUCUCUCUCAGUGGUGGAUACUGGAAUUCUGUUUCAGAUACAGCAAAGGACUUGGUUUCGAAAAUGCUUCAUGUUGACCCUCAUCAGAGGUUGACGGCUGCCCAGGUCUUGAGACAUCCAUGGAUUGUCCACUGUGACCAGUUGCCUCAGUUCCAGCUAAACAGGCAAGAUGCUCCACAUCUUGUGAAGGGUGCCAUGGCUGCUACAUACUCAGCGUUGAACCGCAAUCAGUCGCCAGUUUUAGAGCCAGUAGGCCGUUCUACCCUUGCUCAACGAAGAGGAGUGAAAAAAAUUACCUCAACUGCCCUGUGAAGUGACCUUAGUUGAAAAAUGUGGUACCAUAAUACGAUGAUAGCACAAAUCAUGGCAACAGGUAGCACAUAUCCAAGAUACCUGCAAGCACACUGUUCCAGCUGGUACCUAUUAUGCUGCUGCUCCUGCUUUCAUCUGUUCUUGCUUUAAACUAUCAGUGGCAAAAUAUUGCCCUUCAGAUGGAAUAUAAAGUGGAAUCAAUGGGAAAUGAACUAUUCAUGGAGAUAGUAGAAUUCCAUACACCUGUCACAUUAAAUACACUGAAUGAAGCACUCUCUCCCCAUAUAGCAUUAUUUUUAUAGGGAAUAUUUUUACUCCCUUUAAAAUAUUCUUCGUUACAUGUAUGGAUGGACAGUUUAUGUUAAGCACUUAGCUUAAACAGUAUGUUUAUAUUAGCACUGUAUUAUUUGUGCCAUCCAGCAUUUUAUAUGUUUUUGUAAACUUUUCAUAAGCAGUACAUUUCUGUACUGUUUCCUUUUACAUGCCUUCUAUUUAGACUAAUUGAAUUUGACAAUUACGUUUGAUUAAAUGGUUAAUCAAUAUGGUUAACAUCUCUAAAGCAGCUUGACUGUUAAACAGCUAUUGAAUGUAA